Messenger RNA from Arabidopsis arenosa, 1936 nucleotides. Lineage: Eukaryota; Viridiplantae; Streptophyta; Magnoliopsida; Brassicales; Brassicaceae. The record is from the annotation of a GenBank genome assembly.
GGAUCCUCAAAAAACCUCAUAAACCCUUGAAGCUCGAGAAAUUGUGUAAAACCACUCCAAUGGCGGUUCUGGAAAAAUUGUUUCGAGCAUCGCGAGCAUGGCGCGGAUCACUCUCUCAUUCUAAAUCCAUUGGUCCAUCGCAACCACGGGCACGAGCGCUUCGUCGCUGUUUCUAUAGCGGAACCUUUGAUCAGAGCAAUUCAAAAGUAAAUCAAGUCUUGAGAUCUUGCAGCACCAUAAACGAUUCUCCAUACUUUUCCAUAGCACCUGCAGUUUUGGGUGCUCUCUUCAGUGUUGGAGCUAUAGGAGUAGCUUAUGCUGAAUCUGAUGAGGCUACUAAUGACAAGUCAUCUGCCCCAAUAGAUCCUCCACCAAACUAUGUAGACAUUGCCAAGAAAGAACGAGCUCGAAUUGAAGAACUGAUAUCAAGUAAAGGAACUCAAUAUGGUUCUUACCCACGGUUCAAUGUUGCUGUCAGGGGUCAAAAGAUUACCUUGAAGUUCCAAGUUCCUUCUACUUGCGAAGUCGCACAGUUGAUAUCAAACAUUGGAUCCCAACUAGGUGUGAAAGUCUCAGAUCGCACUGGUGGUUCAGAUAUGCUAUUGCGUGCUUGGGACAAUCCAGUCGCUUGGCAAAUAACACUUCGCAGUGUGGAAAACAAGAAGAAACUAGGAGAGAGUGAAGAUGAUUCAGAUGAUGACUUGUGCAUUCUUAUCUUCGGUUCCUUACUUACCUCGGAUAAAGUGGAAGUUGAGUUUAUAAAGAAGGGAAGUUUGACCACUGAAGAACUUGAGGCUUUUGUUUCAGCUUUGCGAGUAGCUGGAACAAAAGCUGGACAAAAUAAGGGAGGUGGAGUUAGAGGUAGCGCUCGUGAAUCGUCUACCGACAAAUCUAUCUCUCAAUUGGAGUCUAUGGGAGUGAGAAUCUAUGGAGUUAAUAAACCUCUUGGGGAGGAUUCUAUUGAUGAUAUAUCAUGGGACAAUAUUGCUGGAUAUGAUCAGCAAAAGCGAGAGAUAGAAGAUACAAUAUUGAUGGCCCUUCAUAGUCCUGAAGUGUAUGAUGAUAUAGUACGUGGUACACGGUCCAAAUUUGAAUCAAACAGACCUCGGGCUGUUCUAUUUGAGGGUCCACCAGGAACUGGGAAGACAUCUUGUGCUCGUGUUAUUGCAAAUCAGGCAGGCAUACCGUUGUUGUAUGUGCCGCUUGAAGCUGUAAUGUCUAAGUACUAUGGUGAAAGCGAGCGGCUUCUUGGGGAUGUGUUUUCACAAGCAAAUGAGCUCCCUGAUGGUGCGAUUAUAUUUCUUGAUGAGAUUGACGCAUUUGCUAUCUCUCGUGAUAGUGAGAUGCAUGAAGCAACGCGUAGAGUUUUGUCGGUACUACUAAGGCAGAUUGAUGGAUUUGAACAAGACAAAAAAGUGGUUGUGAUUGCUGCAACCAAUAGAAAACAAGAUCUUGAUCCCGCUUUGAUCAGCCGGUUCGAUUCCAUGAUCAUGUUUGACUUACCGGACUUACAAACGCGUCAAGAAAUCAUCGCCCAAUAUGCAAAGCAACUCUCAAAGCCUGAGCUAGUCCAGCUUGCUCAGGCCACAGAAGCAAUGUCAGGCAGGGAUAUUCGAGAUGUAUGUCAAGGAGCAGAACGAACAUGGGCUUCAAAGUUGAUUCGUCGAGCAAAAGCGGGUGGAGAAGAACGAAAGAUCACUCUCCCUCCAAUACAAGAGUACUUGGAAAGCGCUGAAGCUCGUCGCAAAGCUCUUCUUAGUGUGACGGAGCAGAAGGAACAGAAAUUUGCUGCUCGUUCCAAGAAACCUCUACUAGAUUUUGAGUGAAAAUAUUCAUUUGACACACCAAACUACUUAGGGACAAUAACUAUACAGACAAAAAAGAAGACGGUUUCUUUUGUUUGAGGUUGUUGUAAAAAUACAGUUAAUUAAUUUGU